Messenger RNA from Aphanomyces astaci, 593 nucleotides. RefSeq lists its product as hypothetical. The coding region runs from base 6 to 518 and encodes 170 amino acids. NCBI's taxonomy places the organism in Eukaryota, Oomycota, Saprolegniomycetes, Saprolegniales, Verrucalvaceae. The record is from RefSeq and is a predicted model, not a curated record. The transcript has 3 exons.
CUGUCAUGCAUGUUCACUUGAUCACUGCUGCAACAUGGCUCAUGGCCAUGUGCGCUGCAGAAGAGCGCCACGAAAAAGUGACCAAGCAAGCCAAUGACGCCGACAUCGUACUAGCAGCCAAUUUCGCCGUAGACGAGUUGAGAAAGUUGUCGGACACGGGUAUCUACACAACGCUUGACUUGGCUCAAAUCAAGGACGCGUCGAUCCAAGUCGGACAGUUCCACAUCAACACAUUUCUGCAACUGGAACUGGCGUCACCCCACUACAAGAGCUGCCUGGCCACGGAAUCGUUCUCUGUCGUCGUCAUGAAAAGUACCAUCGACGACGUGCUCAGCUUCGCCAUCGACACGUUUCCUGUCAUGGACGAAGCCGCGAUUGAAACGUUCUGGAUCGACAUGGUCGAACGCAAGCGGGCGGCGCGCGACGCUGUCUUUGCCAACUGGGCUAGCGAGCAUCAUCCCCACCCCCUUCCGUUGACAGGCCAGUCAUCCUCCUCACAUUCAAAGGACGAACUAUAGCCUGCAUGAAGCAUCGUUUGCAAUGACAAUAUACAGCUUGAAGGCAGAUGAUAUACAAUCAAUGGUCCCUAGCGU